Salvelinus sp. IW2-2015 is the source of this 1243-nucleotide messenger RNA. RefSeq names its product delta(14)-sterol reductase TM7SF2-like. Lineage: Eukaryota; Metazoa; Chordata; Actinopteri; Salmoniformes; Salmonidae. The record is from RefSeq and is a predicted model, not a curated record. Gene Ontology annotation, cellular component: nuclear inner membrane; endoplasmic reticulum membrane. Gene Ontology annotation, molecular function: Delta14-sterol reductase activity. Gene Ontology annotation, biological process: cholesterol biosynthetic process.
GGCGGUUCGGUGCACGCGUUCUUAUGGUCGCACUGUGCUUAUUGUUUGGAGUAUGCAUACAUCAGGAAUACAGGUGCCACCUGCAUCCUUGUCUUCCUGCCCCUGACGGUGCUUUACCUGCUGUGUGUAUGUCGCUCCCCUGUGGCCAGCGUGCUCCAGUAGCCCCCUGUCCUUCCCUCCACAGCCCAGCUAUGGUACCCCUUGGCCCCUGUUCUCAUACUGGGCUGGAUGACCCUCCAGAUCUUCCUUUACCUGCUGCCUAUUGGGAAGCUGUUUCUAUCGUGCUAUCUUUCUCUACAGGUUUUCAUGCCCUGUGCAUCACAGCUGUGCUGUUGACAUUGCCACUAUGGCUAGGGAUGCCCCUGGGGUAUCUCUUUGAGCUGUUGUUGCCCCUGGCAGUGUGUGCUAUUGGGGUGUCAUUCCUCCUCUCCCUCUACCUAUGCUCCUUCUGGGCCCCUCACCAUGCCCUCGCCCAGGGGGGAAACACAGGAAACCCUCUGUAUGACUUAUUUAUGGGACGAGAGCUGAACCCACGGAUUGGAAGCUUCGAUCUGAAAUACUUUUGUGAGCUGAGACCAGGUCUGAUUGGCUGGGUGGUGAUUAACCUUGGGAUGCUGAUGAAAGAGGUGGAGCUACGGGACUCCGCCUCCCUGGCCAUGAUACUGGUCAACAGCUUCCAGCUGCUCUACGUGACGGAUGCUCUGUGGAAGGAGGAGGCUGUACUGACCACCAUGGACAUAGUGCAUGAUGGCUUUGGGUUUGUUAGCCUUUGGGGACCUGGCCUGGGUUCCUUUCACAUACUGCAGGCUGCCUUCCUGGUGGUGCACCCACAGUCCCUCAGUCCUCUAGGAGCCACAGCUAUAGUCACAUUGAUGGUGUUGGGUAUUAUAUCUUCAGAAAAUCCAACUCCCAGAAGAACCAAUUCAGACGGGACCCUAUGCAUCCCAGUGUUGCAAACCUGGAGACUAUUGCCACAGCAACGGGGAAGCGCCUUUUGGUGUCAGGCUGGUGGGGCCUCGUCCGCCAUCCUAACUACUUAGGAGACCUUCUCAUGGCCCUGGCAUGGUAAGUACCUAGAAAAUACAUAAGAUCCUCUCUGCAGCCACCCUGCACACGUGUCCAUAACCAGUGGCAUUUCCGGAAUAGAAUGUCAGUGAUACACUAUCGUACUGAUCUAGCCAUACUUCCGCAAGAUUGGACACGAUGGGCCGGUUUCCCAGACAGAUUAAGUCUAGUCCUGGAC